Molecule: messenger RNA, 526 nt
Organism: Rotaria sp. Silwood1
Lineage: Eukaryota; Metazoa; Rotifera; Eurotatoria; Philodinida; Philodinidae
Source: the annotation of a GenBank genome assembly
AGCUCAUCGUAUUGGAAGAUUUCUUAAUCCUAUUGCUAUUGGUUAUCUGGUAUUUAUUCUUACAUUUGGAGUUUAUAUAAAUAUGUAUAUAUUUCAUAUAAUCGAUUUAAAAUCCAUAAUAGCUUGUUGUUUUUUACCAUGGUUUGGUUUUAUAGGUGGUUCAAUUGUAUCAUUAAUAUUAAUAAGAGAUAAAAAGAAAAUAAUAGCUAUUUGUAUUGAAACAGGUGUUCAAAAUACAGGUGUAGCUAUUGUUUUUCUUCGUUUAACAUUUCCACAACCUGAAUCUGAUGUUGCAUUAGCAAAUCCAAUACUUGUUUCAAUGGCUAUACCAAUACCAUUUCUUAUUUUAUUUAUUACAAGAUCAAUUAUGAAAAAAUUUAUUUUUUGUCGAAAAUUUUUACCACAAAACAAUGAAAAUAAUAUUGAAAAUGAAACACCAGAAAAAAAUCUUAUUAAACAAUUAUUAAAUGAAACAAAUAAUGAAGAAAAACAACAACAAGAGCAACAAAUUGGUCAGAUAAAUUAA